Molecule: messenger RNA, 2203 nt
Organism: Salmo salar (Atlantic salmon)
Lineage: Eukaryota; Metazoa; Chordata; Actinopteri; Salmoniformes; Salmonidae
Gene: dnajc28
Product: DnaJ (Hsp40) homolog, subfamily C, member 28
Source: RefSeq, a predicted model, not a curated record
AGUUAGCUAACAGCACCAAACAAGCAUGUCAGACCCGUUCUAAUUAUACCAAAGUGAUCCGACCUGAUUGUUGUCUGGCGCUGAACCUAGUGGGAAAUAACACUAUCUGAAACUAAUGAGAAGGACGACUGUAUUUUAAUAAGGUGUGUGCUUCUGCGUGCCACCAGCAGAGAUGAGUUACGCCAUGCAGCUGUUGAUUCACCGUGGGGAUUUCUGUCAUGGCCGCAGGCUGCUCCCCCAGGCCCUCCGGUCCCUUCUCCGCACGCUGAGUUCUGGUCCCCGUGUGAGCCGCAGCCUUCGGGAGAGCUACCAGCUGCUACAGCUUGAGCUUCCGGAUGAAGGCGAGAGUAGCCCUGCACAGGUGAAAGAAGCCUACCUACGCAUGGCCAAGCUGUACCAUCCAGACUCGGGCGCUGCUACGGUAGACGAGGCGCUGUUUGCGCGGAUAGAGGAGGCAUACCGCGCCGUGCUGGCGCACCAGUCCCGGCUUCAGAGCUGUGGGGGUUCGAUGGAAGAGGAGGAGGAGAAGGUGAAAGGCGUGGCUCCUCAGCACCGCCACUACCUGAGCUACGAGGGCGUGGGCUCUGGGACGCCUAGCCAACGCGAGCGCCAAUACCGGCAAUUCCGAGUGGAUCGGGCGGUGGAGCAGGUCCUCGACUACCGCCAGAAGGAGCAUGAGACGGCGGCUGCAGCCGAAGGGGCGCUGGUGGAGAGGGACGUCCGCCAGCGCAGCCGGCAGAUCAAGGUCACGCAGGCAGUGGAGAGGCUGGUGGAAGAUCUCAUUCAGGAAUCCAUGUCCCGGGGAGACUUCCGCAACCUGAGUGGCGCCGGGAAGCCCAUCAACAAGUUUGAGCACAACCCGUAUGCCGACCCCAUGACCCACAACCUCAACCGCAUCCUCAUCGACAACGGCUACCAGCCACCCUGGAUCGUCACGCAACGCGACAUCAGAGAGGACAUCGCGCAGAUCCGAGAGCGACUGCUACAGGGCCGGGCGCGGCUCGCCGACCCCAUGAACCCCAGGGAGCAUGCUCAGUGGCAGCAGCUGUGUGGGGUGGUGGCGGAUGACCUUAUGAAGCUCAAUAAAACGGUGGAUAACUUCAACCUGAUUGCGCCCAUGCUUAGCAUGCAAAUGGUCCACUUCAGUUUGGAGCGUGAGAUCGACCGCGCAGAGAAAGCAGCCAUUCAAGGCAGACAGGAGAGGAAGAGGGAAAGAGUGAGGGAGUGGGAGGAGCAGAGAAGAGAAAGAGAAAGGGAGCGGGAGAAGAGAGAUACGAUUAAAACACAACACUCCUGGCAAGGCGGCCUGCUGGCAUGGAUGCAGAAUUUACUAAAAUGAGCAAUGGACCUUGAAGGCAAAAUGAGAUUUAAAAAAAGGAUAUUUCAAAUCAAAAUUUUAUUUAUAAUCCAUUUACACAGGUGUCAACACACUUCGAGAGGAUAAGACAGAGGUGUUGAAUCAUUUGUCUUUUAUACGAAAGGGUUGAUUACAGUAGCAUGUUAUAACACACAGAAUAAUAGAACAAGCCACUACUACAACAGGGUUACUUGACCUUACUGUAACUCAACUGUGCUUUACAAUAAUGCUACACAGUGUCAGGACCUCAGGACACAUUUACAUUUUAGUCAUUUAGCAGAUGCUCUUAUCCAGAGCGACUUACAGUAGUGAAUGCAUACACUUCAUUUCAUGCAUUUUUUUUUUGUACUGGCCCCCCGUGGGAAUCGAACCCACAACCCUGGCGUUGCACACACCAUGCUGGCGUUGCAAACACCAUGCUCUACCAACUGAACCACAGGGAAGGCACAGUGGUAAUGGUAUCGGACUACAAUAAUCCAUCUAAUGAAAUAGUUUUUAUCUACAUUUAUAAGCUAAGCGAUUCUAAUUACAUUGAUUUGUUUCUUUGCUGAAUGAAGGAAUGAAAGCAUAGAAUACUCAAUGUUCGUCAUGAAUGAGCAGUUGACUGAAACUGCUCUGAACUCAAAUACGGGCAAACAGAAACCUCUGAAGAUUUUUUCGCACAAUUCCAGUCAGAUGAAAAUCUCUUUAAAUAGGAAGUAAGCUUGCUAAGCUACUAUGAGUGGAAGUGUGCGGUGACUUUUUCCAGUUUUGCAUUUUGCCUCCCGCAACUUCACUAAUCGAUUAUGGGUGUGCGGUAGAUUCUGCCUAUGAUUGCAUUACAAUAAAAUAGGUACUGUAACUCAA